Molecule: messenger RNA, 1458 nt
Organism: Lonchura striata (white-rumped munia)
Lineage: Eukaryota; Metazoa; Chordata; Aves; Passeriformes; Estrildidae
Product: regucalcin
Biological process (GO): L-ascorbic acid biosynthetic process
Molecular function (GO): enzyme regulator activity; calcium ion binding; gluconolactonase activity
Source: RefSeq, a predicted model, not a curated record
GCGUGCGGGGCGGCGCUGCGGCGUUAUUGUUAGUUACUGCUAUUUAUUAUCGCUGCUCUUCCCGGCCGUGUCCGCAGGCAGGCAGGCCGCGGUGUGACCGCGGUGCCGGUUCCCUCCGCAGGCCAUGUCAUCUGUCGGCAUCGAGUGCGUGGCCAGGGAGGGCUGCAGGAUCGGCGAGUCGCCCGUGUGGGACGAGAAGGAGGGCGCGCUGCUCUUCGUGGACAUCACGGGCAGGAAGGUGUGCCGCUGGAGCCCGGUCACCAGGCAGGCACAGGCCAUUGCCGUGGAUGCCCCUGUGAGCUCCGUGGCUCUCCGGAAGUCUGGGGAUUAUGUCAUCACCCUAGGAACCAGGUUUGCUGCUUUGAAAUGGAAAGAGGGGCUGGUAACCACCAUUACUCAAGUGGACAAGGAUAAAGCAAAUACCCGAUUCAAUGAUGGGAAGGUGGAUCCUGCAGGGAGGUAUUUUGCAGGUACAAUGGCGGAGGAGAUUCGUCCUGCCGUGCUGGAGAGACGCCAGGGCUCUCUAUACACGCUCCUCCCCGACAUCUCAGUGGUGAAACACUUUGACCAGGUGGACAUUUCUAAUGGACUGGACUGGUCGCUGGAUCACAGAACCUUCUUUUACAUUGACAGCUUGUCCUACUCAGUGGAUGCCUUUGAUUAUGACCUCCAAACUGGAAAAAUUGGCAACCGUAGGAGUAUAUACAAACUGGAAAAAGAGGAGAGCAUUCCUGAUGGGAUGUGCAUUGACACAGAAGGCAAACUCUGGGUGGCUUGUUAUGAUGGUGGGAGAGUGAUUCGCCUUGACCCUGAGACAGGAAAAAGACUCCAGACUGUGAAACUUCCCGUAGACAAAACAACUUCCUGCUGUUUUGGAGGAAAGGAUUAUUCAGAAAUGUUUGUGACUUCUGCCAGUGAUGGAAUGGAUAAAGAGUGGCUUUCACGGCAACCACAGGCUGGUGGGAUUUUCAAGAUAACAGGACUGGGGGUGAAAGGAGUUGCACCGUAUCCAUUUGCAGGUUAAAUGCACUCUUCAGAAUGGAUGAGAGAGGGCUGACGUAAGCAAGACAAGUCUGAAGGUCUUAUUAUGGUGUUCAGCAUCUUUUGCUUGGAAACCAUAACACCAUUAUAAUAUUUCAUCAGGAAAGGAUGGAAAACUACUGAAAUACAUGGAAUAUUUUAAAACUGAUCUUUUUUCUCCCUUUAAACUUACUUGAAAUAUAUGAUGGUACUUUUUCUGCUGUGCUAAAAAGAUUCUCAUCCUAAUAAGCUGUUGUUGUAAUUCUAUUUUAUGAUUAAAUAAUAUUUUAAUAUAUUUUUAUUGGCCAUUCUUCUGUCUCAUUUGCAACUUACACUAUAUUGUUUGACUGAUUAAACUAGUUGUACUGUCUCUUUUGCAUAUUUUUGAAGUUCCUCAUAAAAUGCCCUUUGGUGGUCUUACCACUGUUUUAACUGUAA